AUGGGUCUUAGUAUCUUCAAAGAGACUGGAAACAGAGACUCAGUAGGAAAGGCAUAUGUGAACCUUGGUAAUGCUUAUUACUCUCUCGGUGAGUUUAAGAAAGCACUUGAAUUCUAUCAGAUGGGUCUUGGUAUAGUCAAAGAGACUGGAGACAGAGACUCAGUAGGAAAGGCAUAUGUGAACCUUGGUAAUGCUUAUCGCUCUCUCGGUGAGUUUAAGAAAGCACUUGAAUUCUAUCAGAUGGGUCUUGGUAUAGCCAAAGAGACUGGAAACAGAGACUCGGUAGGAAACGCAUAUGUGAACCUUGGUAAUGCUUAUGACUCUCUCGGUGAGUUUAAGAAAGCACUUGAACUCUAUCAGAUGGGUCUUGGUAUAGUCAAAGAGACUGGAAACAGAAACUCAGUAGGAAUGGCAAAUGUGAACCUUGGUAAUGCUUAUCUCUCUCUCGGUGAGUUUAAGAAAGCACUUGAAUUCUAUCAGAUGGGUCUUGGUAUAGUCAAAGAGACUGGAAACAGAGACUCAGUAGGAAAGGCAUAUGUGAACCUUGGUAAUGCUUAUCGCUCUCUCGGUGAGUUUAAGAAAGCACUUGAAUUCUAUCAGAUGGGUCUUGGUAUAGCCAAAGAGACUGGAAACAGAGACUCAGUAGGAAAGGCAUAUGGGAACCUUGGUGUGGCUUAUUGGGCUCUCGGAGUUCGAGAAAAAGCAAGCGAUUAUUUUCGUGAAAGUCUCAGAGUAGCAAAAGAGACUGAAAACAAAGAUUUAGAAGGAACGGCAUAUGGGCUACUUGGUGGUGAGUGUCAUUUACUCGGCGAUUCAAAAAACGCAAUAGAAUUCUAUCAGCAGUGUCUUAGUAUCGCAAAAGCGACUGGAAACAAAGAUCUAGAAGGAAAUACAGACGGGAAACUUGGUGUUACUUAUGUGUGGCUCGGUGAUUUUAAAAAAGGGAUCGAAUUCCAAAAGCAGUGUCUUAGUAUCGCAAAAAAAACUGGAAAUAAAUCCUCUCAAAUGUGUGCAUUUGAGAACCUUGGUCAUGCUUAUUGGUUUUUCGGCGACCUAUCUAGAGCUGAGGAGUUUCUCAAGUCCAGUAUCAACAGGAUGGAGGAAAUGAGGGUUCUUCUUCAAGAGAAAGACGAAUGGAAAAUCAGCUUUCGGAACCAAUUUAAAACUCAUCAUAAUCUAUGGUAUCUUCAAUUACAACAGGGUAAGAUCAUGGAGGCGCUAUCAACAGCAGAGCAGGGACGUGCACAGGCUCUCGUUGAUCUCAUGAAAUGUCAGUUCGGAGCACAAUCCCCUCGAUCAUUGUCAGAAGGGCUUCCAGAAGGAAUAUAUACCUUUUCAGGUGACACUUCUUCACCUACGAUUUUCAUCGCGGAAAGCGAUGAAUCAGUGAAUCUCUGGUUACUACUAAAAGGAAAAAAGUGGUAUUUUUCACAACAGAAACUCAGUCAGACCUUGGAAAAUUUGACUUGA
Molecule: messenger RNA, 1470 nt
Organism: Porites evermanni
Lineage: Eukaryota; Metazoa; Cnidaria; Anthozoa; Scleractinia; Poritidae
Source: the annotation of a GenBank genome assembly